GCUUCCGAGUGGCAGUGUGUCUCAGCAGCUGGCAGAAGCUAGUAGUGCGCAGCAAUCCGCAGAACCGUACGAUCACCGUAACCCGAUCGGAUCGUGUGUGCUUUGGGGGGGAAGACACAGACGGGGAGAACGUAACGACAGACCAUUCAGUCAGGAGCCAGGGACCUGGAAGGAAAGAACCAUUUCCUUUUUCCUUGGUUUACUGACGGAAAUCCAGACAACGUCGCCGGUAAUAGCCGGAGUGCUUGAACUCUGUUCUCUGUCGUCUUCCUCGUCGUCGUCACCGUCGUUUGUUCGCGUUGUGCCUUGUUGUGUGGUGACGGUCUUGGUCGUUAUCUAGCCAAAGAUACAGCUCCGAUGGAAAAGAUCAUAGGCCAACCAUAGAACCAGUGCUGUCCAUCUGAUCAUCGUGCUGUAUUAGUGGCCACUUUGUUUGCUCCGGUUUCAACUCUGUCUCUCGGUCCUGUUCUGCUCGUCGUAGUACGAUGAACAGCGUGAUCCUGUUGGGCCGUAUGCGUAGACCGGUCAUUGGCGAGUACUUUAAGUUGAUUCCGUUCUAGCCGGGCCACCGGCACGGAAAGGACACGAGGUCGAACCCCCUAGCGUCUUCCGCGUCGCUCCGUGUGUCUGUUUCUCAAGUGCGUUCGUGUCCGUCGUCCGUCGUCCGAGCGUCGUGAGAACAAUCUCCACCAUAAAGGCCCCACACUGGCUGUGAUAUCAACCCGAACCGCCAUCGUCUCGUGAAAGACACUCUCGCAGUGCUGUGUGCGCGUGAACGGUCGUCAUUCCGUCCCGGUUCGUAAUCCCACCACCCCCCGGGGACAAGGUGUUCCGUGUGCUGUGACUUAGAUAGUAGUUUAGUUAAAGUUAAAUAAAUCUCGACUGAAAAGCUGAAUAGCAGACCUUUUAAACCACCCGUGAAUACAAGUACCAUCAUCAUCAUGACUGGAAAAGACUCCGAUGUGCUGGUGGACCGAGGCACCAUGCCCAAGAUUGUGGCCACCGGCGAGAACGAGAAACGGCCAACGCCACCGCCAUCCCUAGCGGUCACACUGGCAACGGUCGAAAGCCAGCCACCGGCGGCGGCGACAACCCACCAGAGUAAAGCGGCCGAGCGAGGCAAAGCGAUGCGGCAGGUGAUUGCCGCAUUCAUCGCCAACAUGGGCACCAUCAACACCGGUCUGAUCUUUGGCUUCUCUGCCGUGGUAAUCCCUCAGCUGCAAGCAGCCGACUCACUGAUCCCGGUCGACGAAAGCCAAUCCUCGUGGGUCGCGUCCUUAUCGGCGAUUGGAACACCGAUCGGUUGCCUGUUAAGUGGGUACGUGAUGGACACGUUCGGCCGUAAGAAGGCGCUGAUAGCGACGCAAAUCCCUACCAUCAUCGGCUGGAUUACGAUCGCGUGUGCCUCGAGUGUGGGCUGGAUUUACGCCGGUCGCGUCCUGACGGGCUUCGGUUCCGGGAUGGUUGGUGCGCCGGCCCGUGUCUACACCUCGGAGGUGACGCAGCCUCACCUGCGCGGUAUGCUGUGUGCGCUGGCCUCGACCGGUAUUAGCUUGGGCGUGCUGAUCCAGUACACGCUCGGUGCGAUCACCACCUGGAAGAUACUGUCCGGAAUCUCGAUCAUCGUCCCGGUGCUGGCCUUGCUGCUCAUGCUACUCAUGCCGGAAACACCAAACUAUCUCGUCUCGAAGCAGAAACCGGAGAAGGCGCUCAAAAGUUUGGCCAAACUGCGCGGAUCAAACUACAAUCUGCAGCGCGAGGUUAACCAACUGCAAGCGUUCGCGGCCAAGACGAACAGCGGCAACAAGAAGAAGCUAACGUUCCGGGAGACGGUACAGGCGCUUGUACAUCCUUCCUGCCUGAAGCCAUUCGCCAUCCUCACGAUCUACUUCAUGAUGUACCAAUUCUCGGGCGUCAACACGAUCACGUUCUACGCGGUGGAGAUCUUCCGUGAUUCUGGUACCACCAUGGACAAGUACACGUGUACGAUCUUGCUUGGAGUGGUGCGUCUCAUAUUCACCAUCAUCGGUGCCAUACUGCUGCGUCGCUGUGGACGGCGUCCACUGACCUUUGUGUCCGGAAUUGGUUGUGGAAUGACCAUGGUAGGACUGGGUGUGUAUCUGUACUUUAAGCGCCAGUGGGAAAUGGCCACACCACCGAUUGAACCGUCGCUCACCUGGUUCCCGGUGGCUUGCAUCUUCAUCUUCAUUAUGGCGUGUACGGUCGGUUUUCUGAUCGUACCCUGGGUCAUGAUCGGUGAGCUGUAUCCGAUGAAGGUGCGCGGGCUGAUCGGAGGACUUACCACCUGUAUGGCGCAUAGUUUUGUGUUUGCCGUCGUUAAGACCUACCCGCUCUUGACGCACGUCCUCGAACGCCACGGUACCUUCAUCCUGUACGGUUGUUUCUCCUUUGUCGGUACCAUAUUCUUCUAUCUCUGUCUACCGGAAACGAAGGGCAAGACACUACAGGAGAUCGAGGAUUACUUCUCCGGACGCACCAAGACGCUGAAGAAGAGUAAAGCGAACGGUGGCAACGUGGCCGGCAUUGAAUCCGACGGACAACAGUUGCUCGAAGCCAAACCACAGCUACUGACCGUCGAGAAGAACAAACUACUUCCCUAACGCCGCACGACGACGAUGGCCGCAAUCACGUUGCACACGAUUAGUUCCUGUUAUCCGUUUCGUUUCCCCCCGGAUGGUUUCGCGCGUUUUUAACCAUUCUUACCAUUUGUUUUCCAUUAUGUUUGUGUAGUGGCCAUUCUGAGCGAAUGCUAAUAAGUAUUAAAAGGCAGUGUAUUGGCAGUGGAUGGAUUUAGGGUAUUUACGAUUGAUUAGCGAUGAGCUUUCUCCACACUACGAAUCCGUAUCAUUUCUCUAAAUUCCUAACCCCGCCAGCGGGCUCGAGGAUACGCUAGGCGUAAGAACUGAUCAUCUUUGUGAAGACACACAUAUGGAACCUCCUUACUCACAUUACGAUAGGAGAUCAUUGUGGCUGGCAUCAGUUUCGUUCCUUUUUUCGAUAAAAAAAAUACUGAAUACUCGCUCGAUCGGGUAGUGUUUGUUUGUACGUGCCAGCCAAGUACUUAAAUUAAGGGAUAGCUUUAAAGAAGAAUCGAUCACGCAGCAGUGCGAUCGUGCGUGGUAGGAGUAACGGGGAGACAGACUGCUCCUGCUCCGCGUGUCGUUUGGAAAUCAUUCUCGUACAAGCUUCGAGCAAACCUAAUAUAUUGUGAUGAAGCCUCCACGGUGCCUUACUGUCCGCGAUAGGUAUAUAGGGCCAUAGAAUGUGUCUCAAUCUCAUUCUCACACCGCGCACCAUAUAUACCAAUGGGCCACGCACUCCUAGUGGUGGUCCGCAAAGUGAAAGACGAUAGAUAGAUAGUUCGUUAAGACGCGUAGAUGACUCCAUUGUUUUAAGGAAUAAAUCUUAAAAAAAAAAGUACUGAAAAUCUCCGAA
Molecule: messenger RNA, 3456 nt
Organism: Anopheles aquasalis
Lineage: Eukaryota; Metazoa; Arthropoda; Insecta; Diptera; Culicidae
Product: facilitated trehalose transporter Tret1-2 homolog
Biological process (GO): carbohydrate transport; transmembrane transport
Cellular component (GO): membrane
Molecular function (GO): sugar transmembrane transporter activity
Source: RefSeq, a predicted model, not a curated record